This is a messenger RNA of Uncinocarpus reesii 1704, 1149 nucleotides long. RefSeq lists its product as uncharacterized. NCBI's taxonomy places the organism in Eukaryota, Fungi, Ascomycota, Eurotiomycetes, Onygenales, Onygenaceae. The coding region runs from base 1 to 1149 and encodes 382 amino acids. Gene Ontology annotation, biological process: mitochondrial L-ornithine transmembrane transport. Gene Ontology annotation, molecular function: L-ornithine transmembrane transporter activity. The transcript has 3 exons. The record is from RefSeq and is a predicted model, not a curated record.
AUGUCCUUUCCAACCGAUGACCCUUCACAGCUCUCUUUCGAAACGGAUAUACCUUCCGACGCGGAUUCCGAAGGAGCUGGGCGUCGAAAUCCGCGAACAAAUGCGGCUACUGGAGCUUCCGCUGCUGGCGUUCGCGCCAUCAGCGCCCAGGCCGUAGCUUUCUAUUUCAGAGCCCCUGUCAAAGCUUUUUUUCGCACCCGUGUAGAAAGGUGGAAGUUGGUCAUGGAAGACGACUACUCCCGGGUUGCUGGCCCACGCAGUCCGCACAUAUGGUUGGACCUUUAUUCCAUAUCAGGUGUUACCGCCGUUAAUGGCGAAUGUCACAUUUUGAGCAACCUGCAUGGUCCAACCUUGGUAGCGACGAAGCGCAUUUACCCUCCGCCUUCGCCUGUUGAUACAUUUAUGGCUGGCUUUGCCGCAGGCACGAUACAGUCAGUUAUUGCAGCGCCGUUGGAUGCUAUCCAGGCGCGCUUCAGGUCAGAUGAAUUGCUGAAUGGCCAGCAUCGGAGUGCUUGGCACUAUUGGAAGAGCAAACUAUCCGAACUGGGGAUGCGAGGAAUAUUUUCUGGUUGGACGUUAUCAUUUUUGAAAGACAGUUGCGGCUCGGCCCUAUUUUUCUGUCUGUUUGAGACGAUUAAAUCUCAAGGAUAUUAUUCAUUCGUAACGCGUUACUAUGGUUCGCUCCAACCUCGGGUGGUGGAGAAGUUGUCGACAUCUGCAAGCUAUCCUGGCGACAUUCCCGUCAUUCGUCCCCAUUAUGCGCUUGAACCGUGCUUUCUGAUGCUUGCGGGUGUCACGGCCUCGAUCGGACAACAGGUUGUGCUACACCCGCUUGGACUGCUCCAGAGUGUGUAUUACAAACGGUUGGAGCAUCUUGAUGGCAAGUUGAGUCAGAACCAAUCAAACCGAGAUUUGAUGAGAGUUCGUUUCAAUGCCUACCAAGACACCUUUGAGCGAUGCCGACGGAAAGCACAGCGGGUAGGAGGUUGGAGGGCCUGGCUAUAUCGUGGUUUCCUGUGGAAUACACUUCGUCAAGUUCCCAGCACCAGCACCGGACUGGUGAUUUUCGAGCUGGUGCGGCGGAAGUACGGCCUUCCCACCGAAGCGGUUCAUAUCAAGAAAGACGGUUACGACAUUCUUUUGACAUGA